ACUUAAUCAAGUGGGAAAUGAAUUUGAGGUGAGACGCCUUCCACGAUAUGAACAUCAUCUGAGAGAGUUACUGGAGGAGACCGAUGAAAGUCACCCAGAUUUCGAGGACUUGACCCGGGCCCUUGAGAGAGUGAAAGAAAUGGUGGUGGAACAUGAUGUCCUGGGAGAUGGAGUUACAGAAAUGGAGACCAUCCAGGAUCGCUUUUCCUUAUGAUGACCUUCAUCUCACCAAAAAGGAACAACCUGUGCUCCAUGGUCUCCAACGGCGACGUCGCUCCGCCCCAAGUGCUCUGCUGUUUAAAACACUUGGCUCAAGUCGCUCCAGAAGUGCCGGCAACCUCUCAUCCGCUAAUGCUGCGCCCUUCAGGAAAGACGACUUUAUUCAGGCAGCUCGUCUCUCAUCAGGUCGCUACUUCAUCAAAGAAGGACCGGUUCAGUUAACUCUACAGGGUCAGACACAGGAGAGGUACCUGUUCCUGUUUAACGAUGUGCUGCUAAUUGCCAAACCAAAAUCUGGAAGCACGUUUAAGCUGAAGCAGCGUGUACGAGUGUGUGAACUGUGGACAGGAAGCUGUGUGGAGGAGGUGGCCGAGGUGUCCCGCUAUAUCCAGCAGUCGUUCGUCCUCGGCUGGCCCCUGAUCAAUCAGGUGGUCACCUGUCUUUCCGUACAGGACAAAGAAACCUGGCUUCAGGCACUGCACCAUCAAAUUGAAGAAGAGAGGAAGAAGCUAGAACACAGAGUGAUUGCUAUUGGUGUUUACAGUGGUGAAGAUUUUGAACAGAUGAAGGAGAUACAAAUUAAUAUACGACAAGAUGCUCAGGAGAUUCUCAAACUUUACGUGGACAAGUGCCACAUGUCGGAAUCUGAAGCUAAAGAGUAUCAGUUGUGGGUGAUGCCAGGUCCUGAUGAUUCACCUUUCCCUUUAAUAGGGCAUGAAAUCCCAUAUAACAUUUGUUCCCAGGCUGAAGAGGGAGGAGGGGAGACAACUCAGUCAAGGUUCUUUGUCAAGAACAAGAAAGUUCAAAGAAGGCAAGGACUUGAUGAAAGUCGAAAACAGAGGGGGAAAGCCUUCUUCUCUCUGUUCAAGCGAAGUUCUCGUGAUUCAACGGAGAUUGGGCAGACAACCAAACUUCUCUUUGGCCAGCAGUUGGAAACAGUUAUGGUGGAUGAGGAACUGCCCAAAUCAGUCAUGGCAUUGUUGUCGUUGUUGUGUAGAAGAGGUCCAAGCACGCAAGGCAUCCUGAGGAAAUCUGCAAAUGAGAAGGCAAAGAGAGAGUUAAAACAGAGGCUGGAUGAGGGAGAAGACUGUAUCACAGAGGUUACAUCAGUCCAUGUGGUGGGAGCUCUGGUCAAGGAUUAUUUGCGAAGCCUGCCAGAAAGUUUACUACUGGAGGAUCAGUAUGAUAACUGGGUGUCAGCAGAUGACAUUACAAAUAGCAACGAAAAAAUCAACUUUAUCAGACAGUUGACCCGACAGCUCCCAACCUGUAAUCUUGUACUGUUGAAACAUCUGAUGUGCAUAUUGUACUACAUUGACAAGCACUCAGAGUCCAACAGCAUGGAUGCCUACAACCUGUCCAUCUGUAUGGCUCAGUCCAUGUUACGGUCCAAGGGGACAGGCACAGUUCAGCCAGAGCAGGCAAAGAAGGCCAAUAGUGUGAUACAGUUCUUGAUUGAGAACUGUGUGGAAAUCUUCGGUGAGGAGGUGAAAAUGCUACUUGAGUAUGUGGAGGAUAAAGCUGACUCUGGCACGGACACAGACAGCAUUCCGGAGACAAAUGGUAAUUUGAGAAGAGAUGACUCGUCCAUUGACAGCCUGGAGAAGGAUGAUCCCACUGAGCUGGAGUCCAGUCCACGGAUUGCCAAGAGUCAUCUGUCUCCAGUGAACCUUAGCAAUGACUCUGGAGUGACUCUGAGUGAUAGUCAGCUUGUCAGUGACGAGGGACAUUACAUCGACCACAAGUCGAUCUAUCAGCGACAAACCCAUUCUCAGUCAUCCAGUUCAGAGAGUCUGCGCCAAAUCCGCAGUUCUCACAUAAGCGUGGGUAAACGGUGUUCAGCCGAUUCACUGUGCAGUGUUGAGGAAUCAGAGUUGGAAUGUGAAGAUCGCAGAACUUUUGGAUCCAUAAUAAAAUCUGCCAGCGGGGAUCACCUGUAUCCUUCCACGACAGAUCGGCACUCCUGCGAGACUCACUCUGACAGCGAGAUUCAGUCGCGUCCUCGUGAGCGAUUUGUGCGACAAGCGUCUGUGAAUAGCAGCACACCACCGCUAUCCCCACAACCGAAACUCUCCUACAGCUCAGACAGUCUUCUCUCGGACUCCUCGGUCUCCUAUUUAAGGGAAUCUGGUGGGUUUAGCGAAAGCCCUUACAGCCAUUCUCACAUCUCAUCCAAUCAUGCCUCCCAUGUUGUCGUCAGUAAUAAAUCCAAACCUAAACUGCAGAAGAGUUUGUCCGGGGUGCCGAGCCCCACGCAGCCGUACCCUGUCCCACAUAUCGUGACCCAGCGGAGGUUCAGCGAUGAGAGCAUUAAGUAUCGUCUCAGUCCCCCCGAUUCUCCUGUGCUAUCGACGCCCAGUCAUCAGUCAUCACCACCCAACCAUAGGCACUCUGUCCACGUAUCCCCAAAUGGAAGCUCCCACAGUUCGGUUGAAUCAGAUUUAGGUCCCAGUUAUCCCCCCUUAUCCUUAUCAACUGUGAGGCCUGAGGACACUGUGGACGGAUCCCCAUGUAGGGAUGUUGAUACCAGACCGUCGUGGAGAAUUUCACAAAAGAAAAUCAUAACUGGUUCCCCACCUCCCAGAAUCUUGUUACAGACUUACAGCGAUCGUAGGAAACUUGCUGGUUCCAAACUUGUAGAGUCCAGCGUUAGCCAACCUGACAUAAGGGAGAGUGAAACGGUAGACAUGUCCAGUGGAUCAAACAUUGAGUCUGCUAAGAUAGUGUCUGUGAUUAGAAAACAGCACAACGUAAUUCGCAUCAAAACUAAAAGUGCUAACAAAAAACAAUCAGAGCAAUCUGGACCAAAUUACCUGAGUCAGGUAACAGUGAAACCUCGCCCUCAGCACCCUCCGUCCUAUCUAGAGGCUCUGGACAGACAGGACCGUCUUUCCCGAGGGCUCCCGGUCGAUGUGAGCUUACAGGACACACUCUCACAGAAACGGGCUAGUGCUCAUGCCAAGCAGCUGUAUGAGCAAUCCGUGCGGCAGUUCAUGAAUGAGGCGUCCAAUCCGCUAGGGGGAGUAUCCUUCCCUUCCUCCUCUUUCGAGGAAGAUGUGGAUGACUGCCCGGAUAAAGACCCUAAGAAAGUCUAUGAGGAAUCAAUGAGACAGUUUUUAGAGCAGCAAUCCGGUGAUAGCAGACAAGUUUCACAUGAAUUCUCCUCAGGAGUGUCAAGGUUGAAUAGUGCGGGUAAUGUGGGCAGUCGGGUGUCUUGUGUGACUCUUCCCACUCACGGACACAGCUCCAAGAAUCCCUCAGACAAAAUGGAUCACAGGACAGUCAUUCAUAUCCCCUCAGUGCGUGACAGUAAGUUGAUUGAAGCGAGGAACAAAGGGCUGCCAUCAGGGUCAUCAUCGUAUUCUCGGUCUUCUCGACAGGGCCUGCCGAGUUCAGGGAGGUAUUUUUACGACCCAAAGGCACAAACUGAAAGCAGUGCUUCCAAGACAGUUGUUGUGUCCCAUCAUCCUGCCUCAGAAUCUUCUGUGUCUUCAGAUGUGAACAAACAAUAUCCACGUAAUAAAUCUUACCUGUCGUGGAGUGUGGCAGAUUUACGGAGACACUACGACGAAUCAAAGGCACGUUCUGAAGCAGACUCAACAACAGCUUUCUCUUCACAUAUCGUGACUGUGGGUGGUGGUUCGACGAGUUGCCAACAAGGUGUUUCACGUCCCCCUCCCCCUCCAUAUCAACCGCCCCCGCCUUUCCGACGAAACAGCAGUGAUGUGGAGCGAAAAAGUUCAUCAAGAAGCAAUAGUUCGGAGGACAGCGGCUCUAGUCAUUCUGUCCGGCGAACAUACCAACCACAACACCUCUAGCCCAUCACAGGUCAUCCACAGAUCCAUUUCUGUACUUUUAAACACAGUUUCUAUUGAAUUGUAUUUACUCAUUACCCAUGUCUUUUUAUAUAUACAUAUACAUAUGAAAGUUCCAAAGCCUCCAUUAAAUUCUUUUUUUUUUAACUUUUAAACUUUCUACAGAAUUUUUUUAUGAUUAAUGGAUAAAAAUAGUUUAGCCCCUUUACAUGUCCAUCACAUUUUAUCUGCUAAUCCGGUGUCAUUGUGGUUUAAAGGCAAUACCCACCAAGCCUUUUAAUCUCGUGGUUUUAAAAGGAGCCAAUGGAGAAGAAUAGUUGAUGUUUGCAAUUUGGUGCCACCUAACCAAGAUCACUAGAGGAAUGAUGCUGUGCAAACCGUUUCACUUGAUCUUUGCACUGUGCUGUUCAUCAAUCAUUCAGUAAAAAUUCUUGCAGUUUGUGUUGAAAAGAUUUUUCUUAGAAUGUUUUACACAAAAUUUUUGUGUGGAUUUUUUGUUGUGUGAAGAAUUAUGGGAAGUUAUAAGAGUAAUACAUGAUAUAGAGAUUCAUGUCUCCAAAAAUGUUUGUUCGUGCAGAAUUUUCUGCAUUCUUUUAACUUUCUUUGUUAAAAUGUGUUUCAGUUCAGAGCAUGUUAGAUAUUCGUACGUAUGUGUCCGUAUUUUUUUGUUCUUGUUUCAUUGUCUCAGUUGUUAUCAUGGCCUUCUUCUGCACGUAGCCAAUCCGAAAAUAGGGCCAUCUUUUACUGCCCAGUGGGGUUACCUGUUUUGCUGCCUUGCACAAAACCACUCUACCAGGCGAACUGCCUAAUCGUGUGAAUCAUCAACUCAUUUAAAAUCACAAACUAUCACAGGAAUGAACACCUCUGCCAUUGGAUUCUGUUGAAUAUUUAAGCAUACAUUGAACGUAUUUGUUAUAGCUGUGGCCGGUAGAUGGUCCUGUGUGUCGGCAAUCACUUAAGGCAUGGUGUGUCUUGAUAUGUAUUGGUGUGGCAUAUCCACCAAGUCCCAGGCGGUGACAUUGCCACAGAGUCCCAAACGGUGUGACUGAAAGUUAGCCUGUCAUUGCCAGUUUUGAUGACUGAUUUGGGAGUGAAGCUUGUGAGAAUUGGUGUGAAUGUGUCGGCGAUAUAAAACAUGGGAUUUUCUGAUUGGUUGAAAAUAUAUCCUGCUUUCAAUAUUCUAAUAUCAAAAUUGUUUAUUUUGUUGAAAGCUAGCUGUUAAAUGGGAUACACCACAGGCUUGUGGUUCAAAACUGGUUUAAGACUUAAUAUAAGAUUUAACCAUAUGUGAAAAAAAAUUGUGUACCAUUAUAUUUAGUAUGAAGUAAAACUGCUGUUUUUAUACUUUGACUUUGGAGAACUGCAUUGGUGGCUGAGUUUGACAAAAAUUUUAAUAUAAAAUUAAACAAUGAGCUAGUACACUUUUGAACAACUGAACCCAGAUCUGUUACGACAGAUUGAAAGCUGAAAUUCAUAGGUUACAAGGAAAACUGAAACACUUAAAAUAUACUUUCACAUCAUUAAUUACAUGGAUAUGCUGUUAAUGUUGCAAUAAUUUUGUCACAGUCUGUGUUGCAAUACUUAAAUUUUAAGCAGAAUUUCAUUUCGUGUUCGUCUUUCGAAAGACAAGUUUAUUCACUUCUCGGUAUAUUAUUUGUAAAAUUUCGACCUUUUGCAUACCGUCUGAAGAAUGGACUUGUUAAUUUUCCAUUUACAGCAUAUGGUAAAAUGCAGUUAUGGAGACCUUGAUUUUUUUUUUAUGCAAGUUGAAUUUUCAACGCAAUUCUAGAAAACCUUUUUCUGCACUACACCAUUUUGCUAGAUUAAGAUUGAAGUAGAUGUUUUGUAGAAACAAAUUCAUGUACAUGUAGUAUGAAUGUAUUGCCCAUUCCAUGUAGUAAGAUGGUUGUGAACCAUAUCAUAUUUAGCAUCGGUAGUGCAGUAUGUUAAAACUGACAAGAAACUUGUCAGUUUGUAAGCAUAUGGUGUAAAUGACGUUUAAAUGGUGUUGCGUUUCUAUGCUAGGAAAUGAAUGACUGUAUGGGAAUUAUGUGAGUGCAAUUUUAAGAAAUCACUUCACAGGUAAGAGUGUUAUACAGGCCAGAAUGUGCAAGUCUGUAUGUGAUACAUAAAUAGGGUGAGCACAUAUAUAGGUUAGAACCCAGGUGUUUGUAUGUGAUAUUAGAUGUAUAGUGUUGUCACCAGUCACUUGGUGAUAUUGCAAUAGUGCUGAAUUCCAGAGUUGCCAAACUUUCACAUGAAUGUCUGUAUAGAAUCGUUAACCAUGAUCAUGUUUUGUAUAAAAGGUAUGGGAUUGUAAAAAAAAAAAAAACAUAUGGAGAGUGAUAUUUCUAACUCCCUAAGUACUUGAUUAUCUAAAGACUUGUCGAAGUCAGUAGAUUGUAAAUAGCCACGUUACUUAUCACACUUUGUACCAUCAGUAAAAUGAACUGGAAUGUGUCAACGUGAAAUGUGUCUGGCAUGAAAUAAAUCAUUGCCUUUUAUUUAA
Messenger RNA from Liolophura sinensis, 6543 nucleotides. RefSeq names its product rho GTPase-activating protein 20-like. The coding region runs from base 153 to 4037 and encodes 1294 amino acids. The record is from RefSeq and is a predicted model, not a curated record. NCBI's taxonomy places the organism in Eukaryota, Metazoa, Mollusca, Polyplacophora, Chitonida, Chitonidae. The transcript is spliced from 16 exons. Gene Ontology annotation, molecular function: GTPase activator activity. Gene Ontology annotation, biological process: regulation of Rho protein signal transduction; signal transduction.